Molecule: messenger RNA, 2127 nt
Organism: Peronospora matthiolae
Lineage: Eukaryota; Oomycota; Peronosporomycetes; Peronosporales; Peronosporaceae
Source: the annotation of a GenBank genome assembly
AUGUCGAGCGUGCACCGCUUGCUCAUCGUCCUCGUCCUGCUCGUCCUCCCCUGCUCACGCCUUCCCACGGUCGCUGCCCGCACGGACAUCGCAGCGCAGCUCUACGGCAACGCGGCCAUCACGCGACCCGCUACUCCGUCCCGUCUCAACGCCGCGCUCGAAGACCUCGUGGGCUCCGUCGCGAACUUCACGCGGCUCCCGUUCAACGUCCAGCGCGCGUUACUAUGGAGCGCUGGCUGGGUCCAGAUCGUGUCGACGGCGCCGUUCGUUCAUUCGAACGCGAACUCCAUUUCGAAAGUCGUCUACGUCCAGGUCUACGUCCUCUGCGGCCGCACGAUGAGUGACGUGUUCCAGUCGUCGCAAGCGUUCGACGACACGAGCGCGUGUGAACUCAAGAACUGCAAGAGCAACGUCAUUAGCUACACGCUCUCGAGCUGUGACGCGCGCUAUGUCGAGUCCAAGACGCUGUGUGCCUUGAGCGGCGAAGAACUUGCAGCCAGUUUCGAGUCCAUGCCGGUCAAAGCCGGACCGCUGUGGUCCAUGGAUGGACAAGUGGAUGAUACGUUCGAGCCGCAGCUGUUUCAGUAUUUGAAUGACUCGAGUCGUGAGGAGAAUGUGGACGACGACGAUGGCGAAGAGCAGAGGACGCUGUAUUUAUUGGCACAGAAAGAGUCGUGGACAAUGGACGACACGACGUGUCCAAAUGGAGCACAGUUCAUUGCGCCGUGUCGAGCGGUUCCUGCUGCAACUGUUGACGUGAAUGUCCAAGAACGUACGUGGUGUGAGCCGGAGAUUGAGCUUGGGGUGAAGCUCUGGGUGAACAAAGCAUUUACUGCCACUGAGUCACGAAGCAGCGACUUGGAGUCGCCACCUAAUGUGUCGUCAAAGGUUGCGGUUGUCUUGGGUCUGUGUCUCGGCGUCUGCGUCCUCGUGAGUGUGCUGUUUCUCAUCAUGUGGCGUCGAGCCAAGAGCUGGUUGAAAAACGGUCUGCCUGAAAACGAGCACAAUACGUUUUUCGUGCAAGCGCACUCGUUCCAGAGCGAGCUGGCUCCGCUAGAAGAGAAUGGGGGCAGAACUGGAUCCGGACACUGUGCUGAGGAGAAUGAACUUUGCCCGUCGCUUAGUAAUGCAUUGCAGAUUGAAGCAAUAAACGAGAGCUUCCGGAUGCGAUCGCCAGAGCUCGCAGCUUUCUGUGAUGAUCAGGAGCUCAUGCUCAAGCGUAUUGCCUUUGCAGGUCUUGUGUACCGAAAACGAAUGGCAAGUGGACUGCAUGGUGAGGUCUGGCGCGGUGAGUACGAAGGACAGCAGGUCGCGAUCAAGCGCACCAAUGCAUCAGUUGCUGCAAUUACUGCCGCUGCAAGCGCAAGUCGAAGGUCGUCGUUAGCUUUGGAUGCUUCCGUACUGCUUAGUGACAAAGAGCUGAAGAUCCUCGUGGAUUUUACAAAAGAGAUUCGCAUGGCUGCGUUUUUGGACCACCCGAACAUUGUCCGUUUCGUUGGACUCUCGUGGCGUACACUGCCCGACCUAUGUAUGGUCUCAGAAUUUGUUGCACUUGGUGACCUUGCCCACUUUUUGGCCCAACCAAGUGGCAAGAAGCUCACAUGGAAGGAUGACAAGUUGGCUCUUGCGGCAGAUAUCUCCAACGCGCUGGUGUACUUGCACUCGCUGUCACCUGUAGUACUGCACCGCGAUCUAAAGUCGCUGAACAUUCUCCUCACCAAAGACCUACAGGCCAAGCUGAGCGACUUUGGACUAAGUCGGGAAACAAGUUUUGAUGGAACAAUGACCAGGUGUGUAGGGACUCCGCUUUGGACAGCGCCUGAGGUGUUACGCGGUGAGCGGUACUCUGAGAAGGCCGAUAUCUAUUCUUUCGGCGUUGUGCUUGCGGAGCUGGACACGUGUUUGCUUCCGUAUGCAUAUAGUCAGGGCCGACAAACUAAAGGCAAAAAUGACAGGGACUGGGUGCCGCUGAUUGCAAGUGGACACGCUACCCCUAUGUUCCGACCCGAUUGCCCGCGAGCACUUCACGAGCUUGCCGCACAGUGCCUCGAUCAAGACCCGAACAAGCGUCCACCAGCCAUGCAGAUUGUGUAUUUGCUCCGGUCGAAGAUCCCGCUCACGUUGUGA